Molecule: messenger RNA, 177 nt
Organism: Bipolaris victoriae FI3
Lineage: Eukaryota; Fungi; Ascomycota; Dothideomycetes; Pleosporales; Pleosporaceae
Exons: 1
Coding region: 1-177 (58 amino acids)
Source: RefSeq, a predicted model, not a curated record
AUGGCAAUAUCGCUAAAUGAACUAGGCGAAAAGGGCAAGGAUGUCAAUGCCCACCAAUCAAUGCGAAACGGACCAUCAUACUCCGGGCCCAUAAAGGGAAUACAGACGAGCAUCUCGGAAUGGAGGUUACUGCUAGUCCAUGUGAUUGGGGAAUACUGCGCGUGCCUUGCUGUAUGA